Molecule: messenger RNA, 1248 nt
Organism: Oncorhynchus keta (chum salmon)
Lineage: Eukaryota; Metazoa; Chordata; Actinopteri; Salmoniformes; Salmonidae
Gene: twist2
Product: twist2
Exons: 2
Coding region: 240-725 (161 amino acids)
Biological process (GO): regulation of transcription by RNA polymerase II; developmental process
Molecular function (GO): RNA polymerase II transcription regulatory region sequence-specific DNA binding; DNA-binding transcription factor activity, RNA polymerase II-specific; protein dimerization activity
Source: RefSeq, a predicted model, not a curated record
AGUUUCCCCCAAAAAGUAAGGAAAAACGUCCUGCGAGAGAAGGACGGUGCCAAGCGUACGUUUGAAAGUAGUGUAUCAGACUCCCAAGACGUAAAGAGAAGAAUAGUCGUAGAGUAAGACAUUUUUUAAAACGGCUUUCUGUCGGUGCCUGGCUGCAUAUUCGGAUAUAUUUUCUAACUCAGGCUUCAAAAGUGGAGACCGUGUUUUCUUCGAUAUCCUUGCAUUUCUUUAAACGAGAAAUGGAAGAGGGCUCAAGUUCUCCCAUCUCCCCUGUGGAUAGCCUAGUGACCAGCGAGGAGGAGUUGGACAGACAACAGAAAAGAUUUGGAAGGAAGAGGAGACACAGUAAAAAGACGAGCGAAGACAGCAGUCCGGGUUCCGUGAAACGGGGCAAAAAAACGAGUCCAAGCAGCAAUCAGUCCUACGAGGAGUUGCAGAACCAGCGGUGCCUGGCCAACGUCAGGGAGAGGCAAAGGACACAGUCGCUCAACGAAGCCUUCUCGUCUUUACGCAAAAUCAUCCCCACUCUACCCUCGGAUAAACUGAGCAAGAUCCAGACACUAAAACUGGCCUCCAGAUACAUAGACUUCCUCUAUCAGGUGCUGCAAAGCGAUGAGAUGGACAACAAGAUGUCGAGCUGCAGCUACGUUGCGCACGAGAGACUCAGUUAUGCGUUCUCUGUGUGGAGGAUGGAGGGCGCGUGGUCAAUGUCUGCAACGCACUAGCACCCAAAGCCCUUCACUCAUUGCCAAAGCGACUGUUUACUUCUACAAAGUAUGAAGACACCAAAUCUAUUGAAGAACCCACGAACCUCAGAAACAUUGUCAAGAGACGUAAAUGUGACACACAGCUCUCCUGGAGUGCGUUGAGUGCAAUUACCUAACACAUGGAACAGUGUGAAAAGGAGUCAAAAUAACCUUGAAAAUCAUGUUGCAUACUCAGACAGUGUUGUCAGACAGUGUGGUAUGACGCUUCUAGUGUCUACUGGUGCAUUAUCACGUUGUUUUCAUGUCGGUGAUGAUAGUAGGAAAAGCCAUAUUUGAUAUUUUUUGGGGGGAAAUUAUAUUUCGUUCUGUUUUUAAAAACAAUACAUAGAAGUAUAUAAAUGUUUCUUAUUGUACAUACCUGUAAGUAUCUUCAGCUUGUAAGGGACCAAUGCAAUUUAGAAUACGUUAUUGAAGUACGCUCCAUGGAUGUUCAACUCCGUUUUUUUUUUGCCUAUUUAUUAAAACACAUAUUUUUGAAUGA